AUGGAGACUGUUCUUGCAAUAAGUAACCUAUUCUUGGGUCUUUUCGUCAUCUUAGGCUUCACGGCUUCAAGCGGUGCUUCUGUAGAGAUCUGGGGAGCAAUCUUCCUGGUCGUAUUUGCUCUUUUUCUCAUCAGUAAAAAGCUGAAAACCAAGAGAAUCAUCAUUGGAAUGGCAGUGAAGGCUUCGUUGAUUGGUAUCACGCUACUGAUUUCUUACUCAAAGAGCCUUAGAAGCAAUCAAGGAUUACUCCACAAUUGCAAGUUGAUUCCCACGAUAGUCUAUGGAUUGAAAUUAUGUAACAGAGUUGCCUUGGAUUUCUGUAUGGCAAUUUGUGGCCUUUUAAUCAUCACUGUCAACAGUUUACUGGCCGCCAAUUCCUUUAUCGCCUCAAAAAGAAGCCCAAACGCUAUAGCUUAAAUUCAACGUGACCUUCCCAGUGGAUGGAUGCAGGGAAUUGCAGCCUAGGUCUACCUGAACAAACAAACAAAAAAAAUUAAGUUAUUUAUCAUGAAAUAAGUUGGAGUUGUUUGUAAUCCGGUGCUUGCGGAUAUCUUUAUUACAGAACUUUUGAUUUCCUUGCCAAA
Messenger RNA from Daphnia magna, 584 nucleotides. RefSeq lists its product as uncharacterized. Lineage: Eukaryota; Metazoa; Arthropoda; Branchiopoda; Diplostraca; Daphniidae. The transcript is spliced from 3 exons. Bases 1 to 417 code for a protein of 138 amino acids. The record is from RefSeq and is a predicted model, not a curated record.